AUGGUGGUUGGAAUCGGUAGCCACGGUUUGUCGAAAGCCUACGUUCUGGUGGCUGUUUUGAGUCAAGUGUUCGGUGUAAAGGCAGACACAAGAAAAUGCUGGAAAGAUACACCGUGCGACAGUCGCUUUGAUGAGACGGCGUUUCCUGGACCGUGGGAGGACAGUAUUCUCGCCGCGGCAACACGCACAAUCACUCCAAGGUCGGUCGUCGAGACACUGACAAAAACAGUGAACGGUGACCUAAUACCGACUUCGCGUGCACCUUACGACCCGACCAAGGUGCCUCUCGUACUCGCCGGCAAUGGCUCACAGGUUGUCUUUGAUUUCGGGCAAGAGGUCGGUGGUCUGGUGACGUUGAUAUACACCGUUAGCAGAAAUGACGAAAUACAUAUUGGGGGUGACGACGACGACGACGACGACGACGACGCGGAGAACCGGGAUCACAGUACGCGCGACGCACCGACAUCACGCAAAGCACGCAUCGGCCUUGCAUUUUCCGAGUCGAGCGACUUCAUCGGCCAGUGGUCCGACGCCUCAAACGGCGCAUUUCAAGGGCCCGAUGGUGCUAUUUAUGCCGAAAUUGAUGAACCUGGCGAGACCACUUACACCAUGCCAGACGCCUCACUCCGGGGCGGAUUCCGGUACCUCACCGUGUUUCUCGAGGCCGACGGUGACGGCAACGCCGGCCUUGUGGCUGCUCUCCACAACGUCACGCUUGACAUCGCAUUCCAACCCACCUGGCCCAACCUGCGCGCCUACCAGGGCUAUUUUGACUGUGACGACCCGCUUCUCAACCGCAUUUGGUAUGCCGGCGCGUACACGCUGCAGACCAACGCCGUGCCGCCGACGACGGGACGUCAUGUGCCCUUUUUGAAAACAGGCUGGGCCAACGACGGCUUGUUGGGACCUGGUCAUACCAUCUUGGUGGACGGCGCCAAGAGAGACCGCGCUGUGUGGCCCGGCGACAUGGGCGUGGCGGUGCCGUCACUGUUUGUGAGCACUGGCGAUAUGGAGAGCGUCAAGAAUGCGCUACAAACCAUGUAUGACAAUCAGAAUCCCGACGGCUCGUUCCCUGAGGCCGGCCCGCCACUGUUGCAACAAGGAAGCGAUACGUACCAUAUGUGGACCAUGAUCGGGACGUACAAUUAUGUUUUGUACACCAACGACACGACUUUUCUGGCACGUAACUGGGCAGGCUAUCAGCGGGCUAUGUCGUUUAUCACGGCGAAGCAGGUCCAGGUUGACAGCAAACGGGGGUUGCUGAAUGCCACUGGCGUGCGUGACUGGGCCCGACUCAACGUCGGCGGCAACAUGACGGAGGCGCAAGUAAUUCUGUACCAGACGCUGACGACGGGCACACAGCUGGGAACUUGGCUGGGGACGAAUGCAACUGGGAACACGAGCACUGUCUGGGCAGCCGCCGCUGAGCAUCUUCGAAACAUAACUCUGGCUACCUGCUACGACCCACAGGUCGGCCUUUUCCGCGACAAUGCUUUACCCUCCUCGAAAAUUUAUCCACAGGAUGCCAAUGCGCUGGCCCUUGCGUUCGGUAUGACCAGCAGCAGUGUCACGGCCGUUUCCUACGACGUGGACACAUUCUCGGUGAACAUUUCCGACAACCUUGUCCGCAACUGGCAAUCUGCUGCCAAUCCGUAUCCCGUUACGCCCGAGCUUCCUGGUCAUGUAUCGCCGUUUAUCUCAUCAUGGGAGGUUCGCGGUCACUUCCUGGCGCGUGAGACAGACCGCGCCUUAAAACUGGUGCGCUCUGUUUGGGGUGGCUACCUCGAUCGGCUCGACGGCAGCCAGAGUUCUUUAGUCGAGGGUCAUGUGAUAGAUCCUGGAAGCGAGGGACUCUCUUUUGGUUAUCGAUGGAACCGUGGGUACGGCGGCGCACACAAUGACACAGCCGUCGCCGCGAGCUAUACGAGCCACAGCCACGGCUGGUCGGCCGGACCGACAAGUGCACUCACCGAAUUUGUGCUGGGUUUGUCUGUGACGGGCGUUGCAGGAUCGACGUGGCAGUUUGCGCCCCAGAUGGGCGGUCGUGGCAGCGGGACGAAGGGGAUCGGUCGUGCAGAAGGCGGGUUCAUCACGCCGCUGGGAAAGUUCCAGGCGAGUUGGGUGUGCAGCUGUUUCGCCAACGGCACUUGUGAUGAUAUUGGGAAGAGCGACAACUCCUUUGAGGCAACGGUAAACACACCACAGAAUACGUCGGGCGUCAUCAUCCUUCCAAUUGCUGGAAUCGUCGAGAAAGAUGCCAUGAAAAGUGGAGCUGCCGUUAGAGUGGUUUUAAAUAACUUUGUGAUACAAAAUCCUCAGAUAGAAGAUGUGGGAAACAGGGGGAAAGACAAAGCGAGCGUGGCUGUUCUGCACGUUCAAGGGGGAAGUAACACUGUAAAGAUAUCUCGGGUAUUAGAUUAA
Sporothrix schenckii 1099-18 is the source of this 2421-nucleotide messenger RNA. Its product is annotated as bacterial alpha-L-rhamnosidase domain protein. NCBI's taxonomy places the organism in Eukaryota, Fungi, Ascomycota, Sordariomycetes, Ophiostomatales, Ophiostomataceae. The transcript has 3 exons. The record is from RefSeq and is a predicted model, not a curated record. Gene Ontology annotation, biological process: carbohydrate metabolic process. Bases 1 to 2421 code for a protein of 806 amino acids.